Messenger RNA from Lachnellula hyalina, 2388 nucleotides. Its product is annotated as Cell pattern formation-associated protein. The record is from RefSeq and is a predicted model, not a curated record. The transcript is spliced from 3 exons. Lineage: Eukaryota; Fungi; Ascomycota; Leotiomycetes; Helotiales; Lachnaceae. Gene Ontology annotation, molecular function: DNA-binding transcription factor activity; sequence-specific DNA binding. Gene Ontology annotation, cellular component: nucleus. The annotation marks the transcript as partial. Gene Ontology annotation, biological process: positive regulation of transcription by RNA polymerase II.
UUCGUUGAGUUCACCCAUUCACUGUCCUUUUCGGACUUGACCAUUCCAACCGAAAAGCUGGAUCUCCCGUCGAUCUCCCAAGUGCAAACCCGGGGACCCUCCGACAUACCAUACUACAACCAUCACGCCGCGCAGAGACCGUCAUAUGUGAAUGAUAGGUUGCCUUCACUGUCUUUGCCCCAGCCGCAACAGGCAUACUCGUCCGGUACCUCGUCACCCCGGGUUGGUUCCCUCAGUUCACUUGGAUCAUCGUCAAUUUUGAACGGGAGCUCUCACUCCUCGUAUACGACUGCAUCGUCGAACGGGCCCAAAACUCCGUCUCCAACCCUUCCUACUAGCAGCGGACUCCCACCCUCCUUAUCGCAAACCACCUACAGCAACAGCUCCCCUUCUGGUCCAGCAUACUCCUACAACCAAGACCCAUAUCCCAAUAUGAAUCACGGUCAGCAGGAGAUGUACUAUCCUUCGCAUAUUUCAACCGGACAGCCCCCACCACCACAAACGGUCACGUCUAGUGGGAUGGGACAUUAUCCCCAGCACCAGCAACCGCCAUUACUCCAGCCUGGCCCAGCUCAGUAUUCACCAGCACCUGGUCCUUACAAUCAAUACGGAUACUCAAAUGGAUUGACCUCUCCUCAAUCCGCUGGUCAUUCGGUGCCGGGGUCAAUGGGUCAAGGAAAUGUUUUACCUCUACCAGCCAUGUCAGCAGGUCAACCAGGCAUGCCAGGUCCAGGCUAUGCGGCGCAACAAGGCUUUGACACCACAGGCCAAAUAGCACCUCCAGGCAUGAAACCACGAGUUACUGCGACAUUAUGGGAGGAUGAAGGAAGCCUGUGUUUUCAAGUUGAGGCUAAAGGAGUUUGUGUUGCGAGGCGAGAGGACAAUCACAUGAUCAAUGGCACAAAGCUCUUGAAUGUUGCCGGGAUGACUCGAGGCAGAAGAGAUGGUAUUCUCAAGAGUGAAAAGAUGAGACAUGUUGUCAAAAUCGGGCCGAUGCACUUGAAGGGUGUUUGGAUUCCAUUCGAACGUGCACUCGACUUUGCGAAUAAGGAGAAAAUCACGGAAUUGCUAUAUCCAUUAUUUGUUCAUAACAUUGGUGCGCUCUUGUACCAUCCAACCAACCAGACGCGAACAAAUGCUGUGAUGGCCGCUGCAGAGCGUCGAAAACAGGAGCAAAACCAGAUGCGCAAUACGCAGGCGCCUGGUUUACCCUCGUUACAUCAACACCAUCAUCAUUCUAUGAACAACUCGAUUGGUAGUCAUCUACCCGGCCCUCAACAUUCCCUUGCCCCUCAUCCCAGCACUGUUGGUCGUCCUAGUAUUGAUCGAGCGCAUACCUUUCCUACGCCCCCGACGAGCGCGUCCAGUGUAAUGGGCAAUAUGGGGAGCUCGGAUGGCAGUUUUCAAUGGGGUUCGCAAGGGGGCAUGGGUGGUGCUCAAGGUACAAAUCCCCUGUCUAUUGACACGGGUUUAAGCAACGCACGCUCAAUGCCUUCCACUCCAGCAACGACUCCUCCGGGAACAUCAAUUCAAAGCAUGCAACAGUACCAGCAAGGCUCACAACCGUAUGAUGCUUCACGCCAAAUGUAUUCUGCCCCACCUGCACAACAGAACGUGUAUCCUCAACCGACGACCGGCCAGCAGGAGAUGCCACGAUACCCUCAACCAAACUCGUACAACAUCAAGAACGAAAUGGGACCCCCACUAGCGAGAGCACCUGGGUCAGAAGCGGAGCACCAUGAUACCAAAGGCGCAAAUGGGCUGCUCCACCACCCUCAGGGACAUGGUCAGGGCGAAGAGGAAGCUGACCAUGAGCAUGAUGCAGAGUACACUCAUGAUAAUUCCUCGGGUUAUGAUGCAAGCCGCGGGCCAUACAAUUAUACCAAUGGUCCAGCCGUCGGAUCAAUGCCUGGGGAGCAAUCCCAUCUAUCCCCCGAGAUGACUGGAUCUCCCAAUCACCCAGCAUCUGGUCGCGCUACUCCGCGAACAGCCACAGCACCUCAGCCAUACUACGCCCAACAGCAAGGUGGCUACAGCACACCGCCGCGGGUUCCACAACCACCAUCUAGUAAUCUGUAUAAUGUAAUUAGCAGUGAGCGUGGAACGGCAAACGGAAACACCACCGCUGAUGUGUAUGGAUCUCAGCCAGAUCUGGGCAACUCGAUACCGAAUGGCUAUGCGACUCAGCAGACCGUCAUGAACGGUGCUCCUGCGAGCAACAAGCGCGGACGAGAUGACGAUGAUGAUGCGCGACCUUCGAGUAGAGGACCGGCCGGUGACUUGGAUUUGAAAAGACGCAAGACGGUCCGCGAAGGUUCCGUGUCAGGACCAACUUACGACCCUUCUCUUAAUCGAAACCGAGCCGCGAUCACACAGCGGCGUCGAUAA